AUGGUCCGCCUCAAAAACCGCUACCUUCUUCUGGAUAUCCUCUACCCGGACCCAAAGACAUGGCCGACGGCAGCCCAAGCCACGAAGAAUAACUCGCAAUCUGCUCAGCUGGCAAUCCACUCGCCAACCUCCGACGCGUUGACCCCGGGCCUUCUCGCAAAGAUGAUCCGCGAAGAAGUGGCCGAACUAUAUGGAGAUUGGGGCGUCGGUAAGCUAGGAGGAGCCUCCGCGACUGGAGUAAAUGUGAAAUAUCUGUCGCCGGCAACCUCAACUGCCAUAAUUCGCUGCCCACGUGCCUCCUUCCGCCUCGUUUGGUCCGCACUCACUUAUAUGUCCCAUGUCCCCGAGCCUGGCGCAGGUGCACAAAAGAGACCUAACGGAGGACGCGAACGUCCCUGUGUAUUCCGCGUGGUUAGGGUGUCUGGGACAAUGCGGAAAGCCGAGGAGGAAGCCAUUCGUCGCGCGAGACAGGAGAUUGUACGGAUCAGAGGAGUAGAGGAGAAAGGUGUCCUGGGCGAUUUGAUCUCUGGCGUGGAAGAUGGCAAGGCCAAAAUGGAACGAUCCGUCCCUGUCGCGCGAAACGUGAUGGAUGAGAGUGAAGACGAAGAUAUGGAUGAUGAUUGA
Penicillium argentinense is the source of this 624-nucleotide messenger RNA. RefSeq names its product Rpp14/Pop5 family protein. NCBI's taxonomy places the organism in Eukaryota, Fungi, Ascomycota, Eurotiomycetes, Eurotiales, Aspergillaceae. Bases 1 to 624 code for a protein of 207 amino acids. The transcript has 2 exons. Gene Ontology annotation, biological process: tRNA 5'-leader removal. The record is from RefSeq and is a predicted model, not a curated record. Gene Ontology annotation, cellular component: ribonuclease P complex.